Odontomachus brunneus is the source of this 432-nucleotide messenger RNA. Its product is annotated as immediate early response 3-interacting protein 1. Gene Ontology annotation, cellular component: endoplasmic reticulum membrane; COPII-coated ER to Golgi transport vesicle; Golgi membrane. The record is from RefSeq and is a predicted model, not a curated record. Bases 64 to 312 code for a protein of 82 amino acids. NCBI's taxonomy places the organism in Eukaryota, Metazoa, Arthropoda, Insecta, Hymenoptera, Formicidae. Gene Ontology annotation, biological process: endoplasmic reticulum to Golgi vesicle-mediated transport. The transcript is spliced from 3 exons.
UAUAGUAAACUGCAAGUAAGCCUCUCAGGCUUUUAUCACUGUCGAUGUUUAUAGGAAAACGAUAUGGCUUUUACGUUGUGGACACUUUUUGAAGCAACUUUAUUAUGUUUGAAUGCAGUUUGUGUUUUAAACGAAGAAAGAUUUCUUGCCAAAGUUGGGUGGGCGUCAUGGCAAAAUGUCCAAGGAUUUGGUGAGCCUCCUACCGCUAAGACACAAAUAUUGAACCUUAUUAAGUCAAUACGAACUGUGAUGAAAGUUCCACUAAUAUUCUUCAAUAUCUUGACAAUAAUUGUGAAGCUUGUGUUAGGAUGAUGCAUGAGUUACAGUAUAGGUGUACAAAUAAAACGCUGUGUGUGAACCAAACUGAAUGAUGUCUAUGUAAUGAAAACUUAUUAAAUUAUAUUUACCUUUGUGAUAAAACAAUAUCUUGUC